CCCCCUCCCCCCCCCACACAGGGUUCGUGUGUGUAACGGGCCCAAAAUCCUGCUUUGCAUCCUCCAAUGCGGAUGCGCGGAUCACCCACCGGCUUGUGCCCCGGCUCCGGCAAAAACCGUCAAAGGUGCCCUGUGCGCGCGGCUAUAGGGAUCAUCUCUGCAGUUGAUCACCAUCCUCAAAGCAAUCCCAUUCAUCCCAUCCAAUUGACCGGCCACGCGACGUCACUUGGCUGGCUCCGAAUGCCGCUCCAUUUUUCCCAUCUGAAAAAUGCCGCGGCACAUUUCCACCUCCGGACCGACUCACGGGACUGGGGGACCCUUGUGUGGAGACACCGUGAUCAAGUGUGACGGUUCAAUGGGAGAGGACGAACAGUCGCCCGCGCGCCGAGUCACACAUGACUGGGGGGUUCAACAAACACAGCAAUACAUACCCCGCGAACUCAACAAUCAAGGCCUUCCCUUCCAAUCAUUCCUCCCGACCAACCACAACCCAGUCGAAACCCGUCAAAAAGACCUGCCAAAGGACACAAACACACGAAAAGCCUUCGCACUUGGGAAAGUCGCAGCUGGACUGGACUUGCCAAGGCAUGGUCCAAAUAAUUGAUCGAUGGAUGCAUCGAUCUCAUUUCCCGACCACGUCCUUUCUCCUGUGCAACGCCACAAUGUCUGCUCCCACGUUUUACAGCACGCCGUGCCUUGCCGCUGGCUGCUUCAAACAAAGAAGAGGACGGGCAGGUCUAGCCGGGUCGGACUGAGUCUGUGAGACUCGGCCCCGACAUCCAUCUUUCUUUCAUCAAACAUCCAACCCCUAGUGGGUUUCACUUCGCUUCUUCAUUAUCUUGAGCUCUUAGCUUUUCUUAUAAUUACUUUGAUACGACUUCGCAUGGAACACACAUUCUACACGCAAUCAGGACGCAUCGGGUUGGGGCAACAAAAAGUUUUCUUUGGCAUUUUUCGGAGUUUCCUUUCUGUUUUCCUUUGUUUUAAGCGCGGUUGCAAUUGAUACCCCCAUUUGUUUUUGUUUUUCCUAAGCAUUUUCAGGCAGUUUUUCUCAUGAUAUUGAUACCCUAUUGGAAUUUGAAAAGGCAUCAUUUGCCUUGAGGAGUUAGUUUACUGAGCAUUUGAAGUCAAUACUACGUCAGUGGUUGCUCCUAUAAUUGAAACUUCGAUCAUCGUCAUCAACAUAAUUAUCUG
Molecule: messenger RNA, 1194 nt
Organism: Neurospora crassa OR74A
Lineage: Eukaryota; Fungi; Ascomycota; Sordariomycetes; Sordariales; Sordariaceae
Exons: 1
Coding region: 396-755 (119 amino acids)
Source: RefSeq, a predicted model, not a curated record